This is a messenger RNA of Spirodela intermedia, 2326 nucleotides long. The record is from the annotation of a GenBank genome assembly. NCBI's taxonomy places the organism in Eukaryota, Viridiplantae, Streptophyta, Magnoliopsida, Alismatales, Araceae.
AUGGCUUUUGCCGGGGAUACUGGUUGUGUAAGCAGCAGGUCAGUGUUGAUUCCAAUGGGGAGUGCUGACCGCUCUCCCCAACUUCACCCCGUUCCAGGACUCCUCAAGUAUGAUACAGGAUUGACUGCGGAUUGGUCCUUUGAAGAGCAGUCACUUUUGGAGGAAGGCCUUGUCAAGUACGUAGUCCUAGAUUGCUCUCAUAUUUCAUCACUCCUGGAAGCUCUUUUGAUUACCAAUUGCUUAAAACAAUCAAAAUCUUUGCCAAUAUCUCGAGUUAAUCUGGUAGAAGCAUUCAACGUCAGACUAGCUUAACCACUCGUGUAGGGUAUACUCUGAGAUGCUGCUAUGUUAGAAACUCUUCCAAGGAUUUCGGUUCUGCACAGAAUUGGGGAUGUUUCGCUCCAGUUGGUUUGGCAGAUUGCUGGCUGUUUUUGAUGGAUUUCUGCAUCUUGCUCAUAAGCGUUUUGUUGCAUUGUUGUGAGAAGAGUUAAUCUGUACUAAUUUCUCCUACGUUUUUUUCCAGCACAAAUGAUUUAACUUGUCUGAGAGUUGAGAGUUUCAGGUAUGGCCAUGAACCUAACAUCAUGAAGUACAUCAAGAUAGCAGCAGGGUUGCAGGGUAAAACCGUGAGGGACGUCGCUUUAAGAUGCCAGUGGAUGGCUGUGAGUCUCUUUACUUGUUUUCAGCUACCUCUAAAUAUCGUCUCCAUCUCCCCUUUCAGAACAUAUAUGAACACUGUUGAGUGGCUUCUAUGAUUCUCUCGCGUUCGUCGCAUGCUACCCAGAAGAGCUCCUUGAUCUGAUGUUUCUGGCGAGAAAUUUGCAGAAAAAUAGAGCAUUUGGCGUCUUUCUCUGAGUAAUUAAAGCAAAAAAAGAGGAGAUAACACAAGAAAUAACUCUUUCUCUGCCAUCAUCUGCCGCUUUUUCUUAGAAACGCGGAUUUGGUUAAUGAGAUUUGUUCUCUGCAGAGGAAGGAGAAUGGGAAACGAUGCAAGCAGGAAAAAAUCUACACUUGGAGGAAGAUGAAAGACAAGAAGGUGACUUUCUCGUCGUUUCCUUUUUCUUUCUUUUUUUUUUUUUUUUUUGGUGCCUCCCAUCCAUUUAUGAUUACUUUGAAAUAUUCGUAGAUUCUUAUUUGGAAAUGGGGACCCAGCUUCUGCGCAGACUUGUUGCAUAUAAUAAAAAAUAGCGAAUAUGCCUUUAAAAAAAUUGUGGAUAUUAAUCAUGCCCUUCUCUUCAGGACAAGCAAGUAGAUUACUCCUCAGGAGUCAACUCAUUUUCAAGUCAACUACCUUCUGUGGCCUCGACUUCCUUAAUAAUGUAUGGUCCCGACAGCGGCGGCGGCAUGCCACAUAAUGGUCAGCGGGCUUUCUUUAUCUUCAGAUUUUAUUUUUUUUCGUGAAAGAAAGAGUUUAUGUGGCUUUCUAUUUUGAGAAAUAGCUAUUUUCCCUUUUUUCAACGUGGGGUUCAUCCGGCUGUGCCCCCUCUUACGUGGCAUUUUCUUUGGGUUUCAGAUCCAAUAGUCGGCGAUGCCGCACAGUAUCUCUUGGAGGAGAAUGCUAGAAUUUUGGACCGGAUCACGCAUAAUCUAGACGAUUUGAAGGUAGUUCAAGUUCCUCCGACGGGAAGCUGACCCUGCGGGCUGCUCCCACCUUAUGACGUCCCUUCUGCAAAUUUUAUAGCAAUGGAAAAUUUUGAUCUGGUCCCCGCCUUUGCCCUAUAUGGUAUACCUCGAAGUAUUUCUUCUGCUUCCUGCAAUGACUGAGGGGCAUAAAUCAAACAAAAAAACCUGUUCCAUCAUCUUGUACGUCUUUAUUUUCUUUUUGUGGGGCUCAAUUUUAUUUAUUUAUUUAUUUAUUUUUUGUGUGCUUGCAGCUGCAGGACAACGUGGACCUGUUCUUCCACGCGAAGAAUAACCUCGUCUCCAUCCUCAACAGGUGCGCUUCACUGACGGCGUGCUUUCAGCAGCCGUGAGACUUUUACCUGAAACGGUCGUGUUUCUGCUGCAGGAUGAGUGAGACGCGCGCGAUGAGCCAGAUGGCGCGGUUGCCUGUCUCAAUAGACAACAAGACUUUCAGCGCUCUUCUCCUUGGUGUAGCCAUGCCCCAGGUAGUAUAUAAUAUCCCCCCGAUUUUGUACCAGCAUAUACGUACAUACGUACGCGCGUGUACAUAUAUAUACGUAAAUGUACCUAUGCCCUCUCGUAAAGGAAUUCCCAUGCCGUGGUGCCGUUGUAGGGUCUGACGUUGGACGCGGCGGAGGGGGGCCGCUCGACGCAGGAGCGCGACUUCCCGUGGGCCUCGAAACUGGGGCGAUCUUAUCCGUAG